Ananas comosus (pineapple) is the source of this 1709-nucleotide messenger RNA. RefSeq names its product basic 7S globulin 2-like. The record is from RefSeq and is a predicted model, not a curated record. NCBI's taxonomy places the organism in Eukaryota, Viridiplantae, Streptophyta, Magnoliopsida, Poales, Bromeliaceae. Gene Ontology annotation, molecular function: aspartic-type endopeptidase activity. Gene Ontology annotation, biological process: proteolysis. The transcript has a single exon. Bases 75 to 1343 code for a protein of 422 amino acids.
AUAUACAUGCAUGUGUUUCCUAUUUCCAUCUCCAUUUUGCUUUGAACGAUUAAGUAAUCAAGCUAACAUAAAAGAUGGCCAAAACCCUAUUCUUAAUCCUCCCUCAUAUCCUUUAUCUAAUAACCAUUGAUGUUUCCUUUUGUACCCUAACAGCAUCAUCCCCUCCCCCUUACAAAGCCCUAGUUUCCCCCAUAACCAAAGAUCCCACCACCUCCCUCUACACCAUUCCCAUCGACAACCGGCGCCCGUCGGUCGUCGACCUCGCCGGCCCCCUCAUCUGGUCUCUCUGCGCCCCCGACCACCCGACCGUCGCCUGCGGAUCCAAGACCUGCGCAGCUGCUGCCGAAUUCCGCCCUCCCAAUUGCAGUAGCAACACUUCUCGCCCUCCAUCUGAUCUCUACAAACCGCACUGCAACUGCACCGCAUACCCGGUAAACCCCGUGACGCGUCUCUGCGCCCCUGCUGACCUAACCCUAACCACUGUCACCGCAAACGCCACCGAUGGUAAAAACCCGAAGUAUUCGAUCGCCUUCUCCGACUUCGUCUCCUCGUGCUCGAUCAAAAGCCUACUGCAAUCCCUACCGGCCUCAGCCUCCGGAGUAGUCGGCCUUGGCAGGUCGGAACUGUCGCUACCGCAACAGCUAUCGACCGAGGCCAAGUACGCAAACAAAUUCGCGCUCUGCCUCCCGGGCGGAGGAAUCGGCGUGGCCUUCUUCGGGAGUGGCCCUUUCUACCUGCUCCCGCCCAUACUGCCAGCGAUCAGUGACAAUUUACAAUACACUCCCUUGAUAAAGAACCCUACGAACCCCGGAUACUACAUCGACGUCGAGCACAUCGCGAUUGCCCUGAAACAAGUCCCGUUCCCGCCCGACGCACUUGCACUCGAUAAGCGCGGGAACGGCGGUGUGGCGCUGAGCACCGUGAAGCCGUACACGGCGCUUCGGAGUGACAUAUACGAGCCGUUCCUGAAAGCGUACGGCGCGGCCACGACGGGCAUCCAGCGGAUGCCGGCGACGGAGCCGUUCGAUCUCUGCUUCAACAGCAGCGCGCUGGCGUCGACGAGGCUCGGAUACGGCGUGCCGGAGAUCGACGUGAUGCUGAAGGGGGGGAAGAAUUGGACGGUUUUCGGGGCGAAUUCGAUGCAGCAGGUCGGCGCGGAGACGGCGUGCUUGGCGUUCGUCGACGGAGGGGCGGCGGCGGCGGCGGCGGUGGUGAUCGGAGGGUUUCAGAUGGAGGACAAUUUCUUGCUGUUCGACGCUGAGAAUUCGAAGUUGGGAUACAGCUCGCUCUUGUUUGGGAGGAUGACUACGUGUGCCAACUUCAACUUCACUUAUGGGGUUUGAUUAAUAAGUAUUUAAUUAAGUGCAUGGGUGAUCACGAGCUCACGUGCUUUUGAAAGUAUAUCACUAUUUGUGUUUGUGAUUUUUAACCAUGAAAUCGUCUCAAAUCGUAUAGUAUUAUUAACGUACGGUGUGUGUUUCAUUGAGUCUCUUUUAAAAGUGCUAUAUGAAUUUUGAGACGAUUCGACAAUUAAAAAAUUACUAGCACAAAUGCUCCUAUACUUUUGAAAGCACAGAAGCGCAAUUCACUAUGGUUUGUAUAUUUUAAUUUUGUUAGUUGGUGUUGUUUGGUAAUAAUUGGAGAUGCAUGUUUGUAUCAUGUAUGCAGUUAUAAGUAAUUAAUAAUUGAAAUUUUGCAGUUAUAAGUAA